ACUUUGGCCCAAGGUGGUGUUUAGAAAUUGCAUAAAGACUUGGUGACAACAGUUGCCUGACUUUAGGGUUUUGUGAUGCUAGUGCCCUGAGCAAGGCAUGUUCUGUAUUUGGGGUGUAAUAAGAGAAGCUGGGCUUGUUUCCUGGAUUAAUAAUUCAAUUGGAAGUUGGGGGUAAAACAAAAACACCAUGGGAUCCUGUUAGGUCCAGCUGUUUCUAUCCCACUACACACCCCCCACCUUUCACGCAUCACUUUCUCCCCGUCUGAAACCAUGUUCCCACCCUCAGAGUUAAUGGUAAGGUGGGGGGUAAAUAAGGAGCGGGGGCUGGGAGCAAGCAGAGGCAAGUAAUCAGAAGUAUCAUGUUUCUCAGGGUGUCACACACCCUAAAUUCCUAAAUUCAAUGAUCCCUUCACGAGGAACACUACCAACUUUUUUUUUUUUUUUUUUUUUUUUUUUUUUUUUUUUAAGCCCUGUUUGGUUUUUAGCUCGGGACUUGUGUGCAUUGCAAGAGGCUUUUUUAGGCGCGGAUCUGGGAGGGCUGGACCUAAGGGGUGAGGACAGGGACCUGGAGGGGACAGGGCGGCGUGCUGGGACAGGGUGGGUGGGUGUGGGUGUGGGUGGGUUUAUUUUUUCCUCUCAUUCCUGGGGUCUGAAUGGAAAGCACGUUGAGCUGUAAUUAAGACAUCUUGGAGGCGUACUUAACUCAUGACGUGUUGCUUUUCUUUUCCUCUCGGUGAGAAAGUGGCUUUCUCUUCCCUGAAUCAGGUCCUCUGCCACCCAGAGCCACAAAGAGACAUUCGGGACAUAGGCACACACACGCACACGCUGACUUAAGGUGAGCACCAAAAACUUCCUCCGCACUUCGCUGUCCUCUGUUUCGAACUGCUGGAGAGUUCUGAGACCAUCUCAACUCAGGAGCUCUGCACAAGUGAAGAAGAUUCUUUUGACUAUAAAGAUGAAGAGUCUACUUUUUCUGGUGCUGAUUUCUGUCUGCUGGGCUGAACCUCACCCUGAUAACUCAAGUCUGGAGCAUGAAAGAAUUAUUCACAUUCAAGAAAAUGGACCCCGUCUACUUGUGGUAGCAGAGCAAGCUAAAAUUUUCUCACACCGGGGUGGCAAUGUCACACUGCCAUGUAAAUUUUACCAUGAACACACAUCAACAGCUGGCUCAGGAACCCACAAAAUCCGGGUCAAGUGGACCAAACUCACCUCAGAUUACCUCAAAGAAGUGGACGUCUUUGUUGCAAUGGGACACCACAGAAAGAGCUAUGGAAACUACCAUGGCAGAGUGUUUCUGAGGGAAAGCAGCGAAAAUGAUGCUUCUCUUAUAAUCACAAAUAUAAUACUGGAGGAUUAUGGGCGAUAUAAGUGCGAGGUGAUUGAAGGAUUAGAGGAUGAUACAGCAGUGGUAGCUCUGAAUUUGGAAGGUGUUGUAUUCCCUUACUCUCCACGUCUGGGUCGUUACAACUUAAACUUCCAUGAGGCUCAGCGAGCGUGUCUGGACCAAGACUCUGUUAUUGCCUCCUUUGACCAGCUCUACGAUGCCUGGAGGUCAGGGCUGGACUGGUGUAACGCCGGCUGGCUCAGCGAUGGCUCCGUACAGUACCCUAUCACCAAGCCCAGGGAGCCCUGCGGAGGGAAGAACACAGUUCCUGGGGUCAGGAAUUAUGGGUUCUGGGAUAAAGAUAAAAGCCGAUAUGAUGUUUUCUGUUUCACUUCAAACUUCAAUGGUCGUUUUUACUACCUAAUUCACCCAACCAAGCUCACCUACGACGAAGCUGUUCAGGCGUGCUUGAAGGAUGGAGCUCAGAUCGCUAAAGUUGGCCAGAUAUUUGCCGCCUGGAAGCUCCUGGGGUACGACCGCUGCGACGCUGGCUGGCUGGCUGAUGGCAGCGUCCGCUACCCAAUCUCCAGGCCAAGGAAACGCUGCAGUCCUAACGAAGCAGCGGUUCGCUUUGUAGGCUUCCCUGAUAAAAAGCACAAGCUGUAUGGUGUCUACUGUUUCAGAGCGUACAACUGAAAAUACCUAGAGCACAAAAGUUUUAAAUUCAUUAAGAACAUGUGAAAGAUUUCUUUUCGAUAUGAACUCAUGCAAGUUACCAAAACUGUGAUAAACCUUUUUUACUUACUGUAAAGAGUCAUUUUCAUAAACCCAACCCAUUAACUUUUUUGUUGUUGUUGUUUUAGUAUUUUUGUAAAAGUAUCAUUCCAUAGAUAUUUUAAAUUAAUAUAAUUUAAUGGAAGCUCUAGGUAAGGAAUUUUUUAGAGCCAAAUUCUUUAAGCUACAUCAUCCCAACAAAAUAUAAUUUUCAUGAAUGGGGCAUGCAAUAGAGCUUGACGAUUGCUAGGGCACAAUUAUGGAAUGUAAGGCUACUCAAAGCAGAAGCUUUUAAAAGCACAGAUUUUACAUAUUAUUUGUAGCAGUUUGAGAAAUACUGCAAAUUGAUUAUAUCAGGAAUUUUGAAAUAAGAUAAUCUUUUUGUUAAAGGGGAUCAGUGAGGUUUUGCAAAAAAACCUCACAAAAACGUAGGUUAGAAAAUAACUGUUUUCACUGGUUUCACAUGGGAACAACACAGAGUUUAAUAAAAGCAGCUAAAACAGUCCACAAAAAUAGGACUAGUUUUACAAUUUAAAAUCUUGCCUUUCUGAAAAAUAAGCUCAUGGUCCCAUGCAUAAGAACAAGCACAAUUAAUUCUCCCGAACAUUUCAAUUGUGGGUUUUUUUGUGUAUAAAACAUUGAUGAGGGAGUGAAUAAUUAACUAAUAAGAAAGCCCUGUUUUCUUCUUAACUCCAAUUAAAGAUGCCUGAGAAGUGUUGUAUUACCUUUGAGUAGCUUUACUGAGUUAUUUUUAAACUCUUAAAGGCCGUUUGCUAAGCAGCAUAUAGCAUCUACUCAGGGCAGUUGUAUAAAUGAACUGCUGGACAGAGAAAUUGUAAACUUUAGCAGCUUGAUUUUACAUUAGCCUUUGAAAUGUUAUUGUCUUAAUGAAAGAACAUUACAAUAUUUAAUAUUUCUUACCUAUUUACAUAUCACAAGAAACAAAAAUUAGAAAAAAUCAUUAAAAUUAUGAAGUCU
Aquila chrysaetos chrysaetos is the source of this 3076-nucleotide messenger RNA. It is a transcript of the gene HAPLN1, whose product is annotated as hyaluronan and proteoglycan link protein 1. The record is from RefSeq and is a predicted model, not a curated record. Gene Ontology annotation, molecular function: hyaluronic acid binding. Gene Ontology annotation, biological process: cell adhesion. The coding region runs from base 956 to 2020 and encodes 354 amino acids. NCBI's taxonomy places the organism in Eukaryota, Metazoa, Chordata, Aves, Accipitriformes, Accipitridae. The transcript has 5 exons.